AUGGAUCCGCGUGUUUAUCCGGAUGAAGAGAUGAGGAUAUCUUCGUCCGUCUUCUUCACUCCAGCAAGAUCUUUCUGUGACAUCGAUCGGUUUGAUUUAGCCAUGUUGGUUGUGCAUGAGGAUUGCAAGCUAAAAUUAUUGGCACUGAAGGAGCAACAAAUAUAUCGUUUCAUUGUCUACAAAAUUGAGGACAUGCAAGUGAUUGUAGAGAAUCUCGGUGAACGUGAACAAUCAUAUGAUGAUUUUAGAGCAAGUCUUCCAGCUGAUGACUGUCGAUAUGCCAUUUUUGAUUUCGACUAUGCCGCAGAGGGGAGAAAGACUUGCUUCAUCGCGUGGUCUCCGGUUAUUGCCCGGCUGAGAAACAAGAUGAUUUACGCGAGCAAUAAGGAUAGGUUCACGAGAGAACUAGAUGGAAUUCAAAAGGAGUAUCAUGCAACAAUUCCAGCCGAUAUGAGACUUGAUGUUAUUAGACGUCAUAUCUACUACAACAAUGGAGAGAUUAGGGUCAUAUACUUACAAUCUCGUACAAGAAGAAGCUAA
This is a messenger RNA of Camelina sativa (false flax), 540 nucleotides long. Its product is annotated as putative actin-depolymerizing factor 11. The record is from RefSeq and is a predicted model, not a curated record. Gene Ontology annotation, cellular component: actin cytoskeleton. Gene Ontology annotation, molecular function: actin binding. Gene Ontology annotation, biological process: actin filament depolymerization. NCBI's taxonomy places the organism in Eukaryota, Viridiplantae, Streptophyta, Magnoliopsida, Brassicales, Brassicaceae.